This is a messenger RNA of Meleagris gallopavo (turkey), 408 nucleotides long. Lineage: Eukaryota; Metazoa; Chordata; Aves; Galliformes; Phasianidae. The record is from RefSeq and is a predicted model, not a curated record.
CUCCAUCCCCGUCCCCAUCUCCAUCCCGUCCCCAUCUCCAUCCCAUCCCCGCAGACCAUCCGGGAGGUGACGGGUUACAUCCUGAUUGCCAUGAACGUUUUCUCCACGCUGCCUUUGCGCAACCUGCGCGUCAUCCGCGGGACGCAGUUCUACGAGGAGAAGUACGCGCUCUUCGUGCUGCUCAACUACAACCCCAACGCCACGCACGCGCUGCGCCAGCUCGGCCUCAACCGCCUCACAGAGAUCCUGGCAGGCGGUGUUUACAUCGAAAAGAACGAGCAGCUGUGCCACGUGGACACAGUGGAGUGGAGGGACAUCAUGCGGGACCCCCGGCUGGAGCCCGUGGUGGGGGACAACGGCAGAGCGUGUGCGUGGGGCACCACAGCCCGCUGACCCCUCACCCCAUAC